GGAGUAGUGGUGGAGGCUUGAUGUUGCUGCACAUUGACCAAUACAGCCAACGAAACUGGAGAUACGUUUCUCUCUUUUUUGAGUUGAUAUGUGAACAUAUUUAUUAGUUUAAAAUGUAACAGAGGUUACAUGUGUUGAACUCACCUAUUUCCCACAUUUUUGUCGGCUCUUAAACGCAACUUGGGGCCCGCCUUCGGAUCUCUUCGGCUGAGUCCGUAAACAGCGGCUGGUUAGCAACACGACCACAGGCAGGCAAGCAGGUACAGGUGUCCUCUUCGCAAAUGGUCGACGUAAGUGAUCGAGAGUUAAACUUUUAUUUUUUAGAAGCCUGCUUUUAGGAGGGUCAUUAUGAGAGGAAGGUGGGUGUGUGAAGAACCCCACCGCCGCAGCAGUAGUAGUUCACCGUAUAGGCUACAGACCACUGUCAGUCGCCUUUCGUCUUGCUUGUCGUCUCCUAGCUCAAACCGGUGUUAGCUUCACGUUUGUGGUCGUCUUUAUUUUUGUCGUCUUUUUCUAUUCUUCUACACACAAACUUCCCUUUCCCACCCUUAUUUGACACUUGAGUCGGAAACAAGCCCCGCGACGAGGAGGAGCAUCACACUGGUGUUUAUUACCCGUCGUGGACGAGCCCACGGAGUCGAGAAAAGACAAGAGCCGGACUCGAGACAACAUGUUCGAGACAAGAGGCAUCCCCUUCGUGGUACUCGACGUCGUCUGCCUCGUGCUAGCUGGACUCCCGUUCGUAAUACUCACUGCGCAACACAAACCUUUCCGCCGAGGCUUUUUCUGUAACGAUGAUUCAAUCAAGUACCCGCUUAAAGAGGACACCAUUUCCUAUCAGUUGUUAGGAGGUGUCAUGAUUCCACUCACAGUGCUCACUAUGAUCUUUGGCGAGUGCCUCUGCGUUUAUCUCAAGCGCCUCAAGUCCAAGUCCUCGUUCGGCGGCUAUGUGGCCCGCGUGUACAAGGCGGUCGGCACCUUCCUGUUCGGCGCCGCCAUGAGCCAGUCGCUGACCGACAUCGCCAAGUACUCCAUCGGCCGCCUAAGGCCACACUUCCUGGACGUGUGCAAACCUGACUGGAAGCUCAUCAGCUGUUCAGCGGGCACCUACGUGGAAAACUUCACCUGCACCGGAAACCCCACCAUGGUCAACGAGGGCAGGUUGUCCUUCUACUCGGGCCAUUCAUCGUUCUCCAUGUACUGCAUGUUGUUCCUGGCGCUCUACCUGCAGGCUCGUCUGCAGGUGGACUGGGCCCGCCUGCUGAGACCCACCCUCCAGUUUUUCCUCAUCGCCGCCUCCGUCUACACAGGCUUGUCCAGGGUGUCCGACUACAAGCACCACUGGAGCGACGUGCUGACGGGCCUCCUGCAGGGGGCGCUGAUGGCCAUCCUGGUGGUCUUCUGUGUGUCCGACUUUUUCAAGCAGCCUCUGGACUCCCGCAAGGAGGAGGACAUCGCCCACACCAGUCUCCAGGAGACACCCACAAACAGAAACCACUUUGAGAGUCCCAACUAAAGCCAAAGGAGCAGGAGCGAAAGAACCAGACUCUGCUCACCUGGGAUGGUAGUUCUCCAGCUUUGUCAUCGCCUGCAUGCAGAGCGUGUUUUGUUUUUUUUGUAAAUGGCUAAGGACAUGAGGAUGGCAAGCAUUUUAGCGUGAAUCUACUGAGUCAGUGGGAAGGAAGAUUGUACUGCAUGCACCCACUGGAGAGCAGGACGAGACCACUACUUGGGAUGGGUGGGGGGUGGGCGGGGGGAGGUUUGAACCUGUGAAUGUAAGCCUGCUUUGUGCAUUUCUUUACUGGGAGCCAAGCUGCUUCAAGCUCCCUCACUGAGGUUCACUUUGAGGUCAACUACUGCGUGUCCAUUAAAGGGCUAAUUUAAAGAAUGUCCCACGUAAAGAUGCUCCUCUUUGGCGAUGAAGACAGAAUCGACAGGUUUGUUUGCAUCCUGUGAUGCCUUCUUCACAUAAUUGCUAUUGCUGCUGCCGCGUUUCCCCAAAAAUGUUAAUAUAAACACACCACCACUAUGUAUGUUUGUCUCAUCUGUAUGUCGGCUGUUUAGCAUACAGACUUUUAUUGAAAAAGUUAAAUAUGUACAAAUGUCUAAAACAAGAAAGAAAAAAAGGAAAAAUAAAGCCAUUUCACUUAACACUAACAAAACGUGUCAUUUU
Molecule: messenger RNA, 2173 nt
Organism: Dunckerocampus dactyliophorus (ringed pipefish)
Lineage: Eukaryota; Metazoa; Chordata; Actinopteri; Syngnathiformes; Syngnathidae
Gene: plpp1a
Product: phospholipid phosphatase 1a
Exons: 6
Coding region: 671-1516 (281 amino acids)
Biological process (GO): signal transduction; phospholipid metabolic process; phospholipid dephosphorylation
Molecular function (GO): phosphatidate phosphatase activity
Source: RefSeq, a predicted model, not a curated record